CCUGGGAUCUCCAAGUGCCUGUUUUGACCCAGGGCAACCAGUGCAAGGGGCAGCGUAUCUGCCAUGGCGUGGAUGUUUGUCCACCAUGUGCAGAAUGGAAACCUGCUGCAUGCUUCAUGCAGCAGCAAGUGAUGGCAAGGGGAUGACAGCUUCAGGUAUUGCUGCUCUGGGUGACAUGCAAGCUGCUGCCAGAGAUACUGGCACUGCCCCUCUGAACUGCUUCAUUUGAACCUGUUGGCCAUGGUAGUUAGCGUGGGGUGAGGUUUAAAGAGCUGUGUGGUUCCUGGCUCUCAGAUGGCAGUGUUUGCAGGUUGUUUGAUGUGGCUUCAGCCUGGCCCACAGCUCCUGCUGCAGCCGUGGUGACGGACAGUUGCUCAGGGGACUGAGGAGGAGGGACAGCAAAACACAAAGGCAGCUGGUCAGAAGGGCGCAGGCUGAGUGGGAGAGCUGCUGGAGCUCUGCUCCCUGCUCUGCGUCUGUCUGUCUGCCUCUCUGACCCAUGGGGAAUGAGCUCCCGGCGCUCAGCUCUGCCUCGUCCGGCCAAGAACGUGGUGGUGUAUCGCAACGGCGACCCCUUCUUCCACGGGAGGAAGUUUGUGGUGAACCAGCGGCGGCUCCUGACCUUUGAGGCAUUUCUGAGUGAGGUGACCGAGGGCAUUCGUGCGCCCUUGGCUGUGAGGAAUCUCUACACACCCCAGCAUGGCCGUCGCGUUGCUGAGCUGGCUGACCUGCAGGAUGGGUGCCAGUACGUGGCUGCGGGCUGUGAAAAGUUCAAGAGGCUCGACUAUUUAAAUCAUGGGAGGAAGGAGCUCCGUGGGACAAACAAGAGCAACAGUGUGCAGCCCUGCGCCGCAGCCCCCUGGAAGCCCAGCACUGCAGUGCAGCAGCAGAAGCCCACCCACCUUACAGUACAUGUCUUUCGGAAUGGGGAUUUGCUGAGCCCCCCUUUCCAGCUGAUGAUCUCCAAGAGCACUUCAUGGCAGUGGGACGCGCUCCUGGCUGUGCUGACAGAGAAAGCUGAUCUGUGCAGUGGAGCUGUUAACAGGCUCUGCAGCCUGGAUGGCACACUGGUGUCUGCUGGGGAGGAACUGGUGAACGGCAGCUACUAUGUGGCAGUGGGAACUGAGGAGUACAAAAAGCUGCCUUACAUGGAGCUGCUGGUGCCCCAGGACGCUGUGUGCAGGACGCUGUGGUACAGACUGCAGGCAGAUCACAAACCGCUGUCUCAGGGAAAAAGGAUGACAACAGUUCUGAAGAUGAAGAGCACUGAAUGAUGUUUUCCUUGGCAGCAAAACUACUCCAAAGAGUUAAGGACUGUGAUGAGAGGGCAGAUAGUAAACUGCUCUCUGCACUGUAGGUAACAAAAGAGGGGAGUACGAGGUCUGCUUACACCACAGACUUGCCAAGGCUUUUGAUGUAUUAACAAACUUCCUUCUGUAAAAGAUCAGAUGGUUCUAGAAGGUCUUUCAAUGAUUUAUUAACCAAUUAUUACCCCUCCAGUGCUGAACAAGGCAAUUCAAUCAUCCCUGCCUUGAACCACCCACAGAAAAAAAUCAUCCUUCACUGAAGACAUUGAAUAGGAUGUCCUUGCAACAUGCCUUGUUCCACUCUGGUACUCAGGGAAUUCUGCAGGCAGCCAUGUGCCAGAACAGCUUUCUUGAGGCCAAACAUGUUGCUGCUGAGCCAGAAGCUCCCCUCUUCAGCCAUGGCUCACCUUCAAGCAGUUUCCUCUGCUCACUGUGCCUUGGUCACGAACCAGCUACGCAGAGGGUGAUGCCCAGGAGGGUGAGCAGCAUCCCUGCCACAGCCCCUGCAGAAAUAAGCAUUCUGUGUUGGGAACUCACACAGUUCAACUCCUGCAGUCAGCCCCUGUCACUGCUACAUCUGUGGUUCUCAGCUGCCAGUAAAGAAGAUGGCCUAAA
Centrocercus urophasianus (Greater sage-grouse) is the source of this 1922-nucleotide messenger RNA. It is a transcript of the gene DCDC2B, whose product is annotated as doublecortin domain containing 2B. The record is from RefSeq and is a predicted model, not a curated record. Gene Ontology annotation, biological process: intracellular signal transduction. Gene Ontology annotation, cellular component: microtubule; microtubule organizing center. Lineage: Eukaryota; Metazoa; Chordata; Aves; Galliformes; Phasianidae. The coding region runs from base 507 to 1274 and encodes 255 amino acids. The transcript is spliced from 6 exons.